AUGGUGUUUAAUAUGAAACUAUUGUCGAACCAUUGUUCCUCUGGAGGUGGCAGAAUGAAGGAUCAUACAGCUGCAGGAUUACUAUGCUUACUGCUUUAUUGUGGUUUGUGUUUCUCUCAAGACCCUACAAAUGGACCGACAGCACUACCACGACCUACAGGUACAGCCAAUCCAGCUUCUGGUAAUCAAGCGGAAUCAAGGACCAUCAACAAAACACCACUUUUGGUUCUAAAUAAUUACAGACCUAGAGUUACAUCUGAUAUAUUGAGAUUCUUAGCUGAUGUACAAACCAGAACCUUAGAGAAUGCUAUAGUUAUACAAUCUGAACUCAAUGCAUUAGCUUUCAAUAGACUUCCUCUGGUACCUCAACCAAGAUAUUCAGACCAGCUAGGAUCUAGAUCAAAGAGAGAUGUUUCAAGUGCUACUGAUACAACUUCCAAUACAUUGCCGGGCCAAAUUCCACCUAUUCCAGGGAUCAAUCCUCGGUUUACUGCCUUCGGUCCAAAAUCACCAGAUGACCCAUCUUUAAAAGGCCUGAUUCCUCUUCAAUCUCUUCCACCAGGAAGCAGACCAGAAUUGCCACCAACUGCACGAACACCUCCAUUUACACCGGGUCAACCUCCCAGGGGUCAACCUCUUCAAGUUCCACCGUACCAGCUUGAGAGAGGACCACUUGGACAACCAGCAAGCGGCCAACGUCCUAAAAUUCAACUAGGCCAGCCACCGAGAGGAGAACCUCCCCAAUUUCAACCAGGACAGCCACCAAGAGGACAACCUUCUCAAUUUCAACCAAGCCAGUCACCGAGAGGUCAACCUCCCCAAUUUCAACCAGGCCAACCACCGAGAAGUCAACCUCCCCAAUUUCAACCAGGCCAACCACCUAGAGGACAACCUCCCCAAUUUCAACCAGGACAGCCGCCGAGGGGACAACCUCCCCAAUUUCAACCAGGACAGUCGCCGAGAGGACAACCUUCCCAAUUUCAACCAGGCCAACCGCCGAGAGGACAACCUCCCCAAUUUCAACCAGGACAGUCGCCAAGAGGACAACCUCCCCAAUUUCAGCCAGGCCAGCCACCGAGAAGACAACCUUCUCGAAUUCAAGGUCAACAACCACCUUCAACUAAUUUCGGGAGAAGAAACCCAUCGAGGGGUAAUCGUGUUAUACCUACACCAACAUGGCGCUUACCAGUGUAUAAUUAUCCCAAUAGACAAACUCCUUUCAUUAGAAAUACAGUUGGUACACGUCAGUCUGGUAACCUUGCUGGAGGUCAAACUGGAAGCAAUCCAGUUCCUAUAGCAACAGUAGCAGGUGAAGACGAAGAAGAUGUCCCAAUCAACCGUGUUUUAUCAAAUUUAUCAAACUAUUACCGAAAUGGUUUGAAUCUUACACCAACCCCAAGAAGAGAACCAAGCUAUGCCAGAUCCUUAUCUGUACUGAGAUCAUUCGUAAAAGGAGAAACCUAUAUGGAUAGUGGAUAUAUAGUAGAAAAUUUCUAUACGUACGGGGAUUACGAGUUGGCGAAAGAACACUUCAGAUCUUUGCCAAAUGUUAAUGUAACUCAGCUGAGAACGAACAGAUAUACUGGCUUCCUUGGUACAAUUCAAGAUUAUCGUGUGACUUUAUGUAGAGAGUGUGGUAUAGGUGGGAAUUAUCCACUUAUUGAAAUUGUAAAAUUAAACGAAGUCUAUCCUGGUGCUAUUAAAAGACUGUUAUAUGUACCAGGGUAUUACCCAGAUGCUAAUCGACCAUUCACUAAAAUUCCAGACUCUCCUACUACAUUGCCAUUAUAA
Lottia gigantea (owl limpet) is the source of this 1791-nucleotide messenger RNA. RefSeq lists its product as hypothetical. The record is from RefSeq and is a predicted model, not a curated record. NCBI's taxonomy places the organism in Eukaryota, Metazoa, Mollusca, Gastropoda, Lottiidae. The transcript is spliced from 3 exons. Bases 1 to 1791 code for a protein of 596 amino acids.